AUGGCCUCAAAGUUUCUGCGCGAAUACAAGCUCGUUGUAGUCGGUGGUGGUGGUGUCGGUAAAUCUUGCCUGACCAUCCAGCUGAUCCAAAGCCACUUCGUCGACGAGUACGACCCGACAAUUGAAGACUCAUACCGCAAGCAGUGCGUCAUUGAUGAUGAGGUUGCGCUUCUUGACGUGCUCGACACGGCUGGCCAGGAGGAGUACUCGGCCAUGAGGGAGCAGUACAUGCGUACUGGCGAGGGUUUCUUGCUUGUGUACUCCAUCACUUCGCGCCAGAGCUUCGAGGAAAUCACGACCUUCCAGCAGCAGAUCCUGCGUGUCAAGGACAAGGACUACUUCCCCAUGGUUGUCGUCGGCAACAAGUGUGAUCUCGAGGGCGAGCGCGAGGUCACCAGACAAGAGGGCGAGACGCUGGCGAGAAACUUUGGCUGCAAGUUCAUCGAGACAUCGGCAAAGUCGCGUAUCAACGUCGACAAGGCUUUCUACGAUAUUGUCAGAGAGAUUCGUCGAUACAACCGCGAAAUGCAGGGCUACUCUGGGGGCGGCAGUGGCAGUGGUGGUGCCAGCGGCCCUGCCGGCAAGAUGGAGAUGAGCGAGGGCGAGUCCGAAGCCGGCUGCUGCGCAAAGUGUGUCAUCCUAUAA
Molecule: messenger RNA, 645 nt
Organism: Microdochium trichocladiopsis
Lineage: Eukaryota; Fungi; Ascomycota; Sordariomycetes; Xylariales; Microdochiaceae
Product: ras family protein
Exons: 4
Coding region: 1-645 (214 amino acids)
Biological process (GO): signal transduction
Cellular component (GO): plasma membrane
Molecular function (GO): GTP binding; GDP binding; GTPase activity
Source: RefSeq, a predicted model, not a curated record